This is a messenger RNA of Octopus sinensis (East Asian common octopus), 3970 nucleotides long. RefSeq names its product B-box type zinc finger protein ncl-1. Gene Ontology annotation, biological process: negative regulation of translation. Bases 905 to 3244 code for a protein of 779 amino acids. The record is from RefSeq and is a predicted model, not a curated record. The transcript is spliced from 3 exons. Lineage: Eukaryota; Metazoa; Mollusca; Cephalopoda; Octopoda; Octopodidae. Gene Ontology annotation, molecular function: protein binding; zinc ion binding; mRNA 3'-UTR binding.
ACGACUGUAAGCUGAUAGAAGCUCUAACAAUGUACACGGUGCUACAAAAAAGCACACACACUCAUAGAACAGUCGACAAGCAGAUAUUCUCUCUACAGUCUAAUUAAUGCACUAAUAUAUACGAGCACAGACUUUUAUUCACGUACAUAAACAAUCCACACUCAUAAACAAACUGUGUAAUGAACUAAUAAUACAAGCACAAACUCCCACUCAACCAUUCACUCAUAUCAUUACUCACUCAUUUCCUUUAUUCCCCCCACUCAUUUCGUCACGUACUCUCUCUCUCGCAUUUAGCCGCGCGCGCGCGCACACACAAAUUCACUAUCGUACAUCCCUCACACUCUUUCUCAUUCUUUUUCUCCCCCUCCUUUCUUUCACUCACCCUGAACACACAGACUAGCAGAGAAAAAAGAGAGAGAGAGAGUGAGAGAGAGAAACAGUCAUAUACGCACAGAUUCACGUACGCAUUUGUAGCACAACUGCACUCAGACUGGCGGUCUUUCAAGCAAAACUUCCAUCACUCAUGCACACACAUACACACACUAGACAGACCCGUAACACAUACGCGCGCACUCACUCUCGCACUCCCGCCAACUCACUCACUGACGCACAGACACAUACAUCCACAUAUCCGUUUUCAAUCAGUUUUAGUAAUGUGGAAAGAAAGAAGCAGCCUUAGCGGCAUCAUACACAUCAUAUCAUCAUUGUAUCUUCAUCAUCUAAUUUAUUUAGUGUCACCAAAUGUCUGAGAGGAGAGAAGUACAUCUCAAUCGUCAACGUUAUCAACUGGCCCCUUAUGUCGGCAAAAGGAGAACUUACUAUUCUAUAUAUAUUACCAGAGAGAAAAAAAUAUCCCCAAAGUGGACGAGAGAUAUUGCUUAGUCUGCCUUAGAAGCAAAAACAUAUGAACGAUAGUUUCUUCCCUGGCACACUUGAAUACCAGAUUGUGAAUAUCGAAAUAUUUAACAAGAUGUCAUCCCCUACACCGUCCCAGAGUGACACAGGUACCAGUGGCUCAACAUCUUCGGACAGUGAAAUUAGCUUAGAAUCUUGUUCUCCAGGCCUCAGCACAAAAUGUCCAAUUUGCCAGGAGACGUAUACUAUGCCCCGCGUCCUAAACUGCUUCCAUACAUUUUGUCAACCAUGCAUUGAAAAACAACAAGAUAAUCCCGAGAGAGUGAUUUGUCCUGAAUGCAACCAUGAAACUUACCUUGGAUCCCUUGGGGUUUCAGGUCUCAUGCAAGAUUACGCAGUAAGCAAUAUCCUAGAAACCUCUGCUAUCGAUGCUAACGGUCUUCACUGCACUGGAUGCAAGAGUAAAGAUACUACUGCAGUUGCUAAGUGCUACGACUGUGCUAACUUUUUAUGUGCUAACUGCGUGAUGGCGCACCAGUUUAUGCAUUGUUUUGAGGGCCAUCGGGUUCUCACAUUUACCGAAGUACAAGGUGGAAAAGAAGAACUUCAGAGUGAAAAGCCAGUGGCUUGUCCACGGCACCGACACGAAGUGAUUAAAUUCUUCUGUAAAACAUGCUCGGCACCAAUUUGUAAAGAAUGUACAUUAUUUGAACACGGCCGAGGACACGAGUGCCAUUUUAUUUUGGAUGUAAGUGACAAGCAAGUAGAUAUUCUUCGCCGUUUAUCUGAUGAUGCCAAAGCCAAAGCAUCAGACUUACGCCAAAUUGCUAAAGGAAUUGAACACAUUAACAGCAGAUUGCAAAUCCAGUAUCAGAAAGCGCAAGAGGAUAUUACUGAAACGUAUAACUUCUUCCGUGCUGUGAUUGAAGAACGCAAGCAAGAAGUUCAAAGAGAGUUGGAUCAAGUAUUUAAUGGUAAACAGAUUGCUAUUAGUACACUAGCACAGAAGAUUCAAGAAAAUAUUGAGCGUAUUUACCAAGGUUGCGAUUUUAUUGACAAACUAUUGAAACAUGCCAGUUCUUCAGAAAUUCUACUUUUUAAAUCUUUCAUUGAGCAGCGUUUUCAAAAUGUCUUUAAUUUUCAGCCAGAUAUCAACAAUCAAAAUUACUACGAUAUGGAGUUCAUCUCCAAUUUUUCAGCUAUUCAAGUUGGCAUUCAAAAUACAUUUGGUUAUGUUCGACAAAACAGUGAGUUCCAACCACAAACCACUCAGAAACCACAGCCAAUUGCUCGUCCUGCUAAUGGCAUAGUUGUUGGAAAUACUCUAAACAACGGCCAGCUCUUUGAAACUUCUCCACGUCAGUUCUCUUCCACUAAUAAUUUUCAGUUUGGUGGAGGAACUGACAACAAUAUUUAUGAGAAAUGGUCCAGUGGGUUAGACAUCUUUACGAAUGGUAUGGAUAUAUUCCCAACAAAUUCCGACCCACUCUUAGAUCUGACUUCCAAAUUAAUCAAUACAGGUCUGCAUAAUUCCAAACAACAGAUUAAACGACAAAAGAUGAUUUAUCAUUGUAAGUUUGGUGAGUUUGGGACUCUUGAUGGACAGUUCACCGAACCUAGCGGUGUGGCAGUUAAUGCUCAGAAUGAUGUUAUUGUUGCUGAUACAAAUAAUCAUCGGAUUCAGAUUUUUGAUAAAGACGGUCGUUUUAAAUUCCAGUUUGGGGAGUGUGGCAAACGAGAUGGCCAGUUGCUCUAUCCGAAUCGAGUUGCUGUGGUCAGAUCAUCUGGAGACAUAAUUGUUACAGAACGCAGUCCUACACAUCAAAUACAGAUUUAUAACCAAUAUGGCCAAUUUGUCCGUAAAUUUGGCGCUAACAUUUUACAACAUCCCCGUGGAGUUACAGUGGAUAAUAAAGGGCGUAUUGUCAUUGUGGAAUGUAAAGUAAUGCGUGUUAUUAUUUUUGACCAAAUGGGAAAUGUCUUGUACAAGUUUGGCUGCUCCCAGCACCUGGAAUUUCCGAACGGUGUUGUUGUCAAUGACAAAGAAGAAAUUUUUAUUAGUGACAAUCGUGCUCACUGUGUCAAAGUGUUUAAUUACCAGGGGUUGUUUCUUCGUCAGAUCGGUGGCGAAGGUGUCACUAACUAUCCUAUCGGAGUUGGUAUCAACUCUGCUGGUGAGGUUCUUAUUGCUGAUAAUCACAAUAAUUUUAAUCUAACCAUUUUCACCCAGGACGGUCAGUUAGUUAAUGCCUUGGAGAGCAAAGUGAAACAUGCACAGUGUUUUGAUGUGGCUCUUAUGGACGAUGGUUCUGUGGUGUUGGCCAGCAAAGAUUACCGAGUCUACAUUUACAGGUAUGCUCCUCACCAUAUUCCAGCCCUUGGAAUGUGAGCAUUGAUUUUAAUCACCAUUUUUGCUCUCCACCCUUCUGCUGUUUUUCUUUUCCUUGUCUUUUCCUUCUAUGUCUAUCUGUCUCUCUUUCUAUCUCUCUCUUCCCCUCUUUCCUCUUGCCUUUUGCCCCGCUCCCACUCCCCCUGUUUUUUUUUUUUUCUUCUUUCCCCUCUUUCUCUUUGAAAUCUCUCAGCCGAGGAUGAAAUAAUCACCUUUUCUGCCAUAAUUUACAACCCCACCCCUACUGCUGAAGCAUGCUGUUGGACAGACAACAUAUUUAACAAUUGCGUUCUUUAAAUGAUGAAAGAAUGAUGAAAAGGGAGUUAAGAAAAAAUGGAAAAAAAAAACUUUAAAAAAACUUAAAAAAACACCAAAACAAAACAAAAACAAUUGUUUUAUUAUUUAAGAAAAAAAAUUGAAGAAAAGUCAACAUUUUGUAUUUAAUGUAAUUGGUCACAUGGUGAACCAGAAUAUCAACUAAACGGUGCUCAAAAAAAAUUGAAAGAACUGAAUAACACAUGGAAAAUUUUUUUUUCGUUUUUUUUUUUUUUUUUUUUUUUGGUAAGCAAGAAGCAAGCAUAAUUUUAAUAAUAAUAAUAAUGAUUGUUAUGAUCUGCUGAUCAUUGGGAAAAAAAAAUAUGUCAAACGACAGGUUUGUCACACAUCAUUGCUUAGUUUCUUGAAACAUUUGAAGACAGAGGAGUUGGAAUGAAGAAAAAUGAAUAA